UCUGUGCUGUGCUGUGCUGUGCUCAGUCAGUGUAAUCUCUGUCUCUCCAACCGGCAGACAUGGCGACCUCGAGGACGCUCGUAUGCUCCACAACACGCUGCGUCUGAAACGGCUCCGCAGCAUCACCGUCGCGCUCGGCGCAUUCGUGGACAGACGCACACUUGCACACAGCGGAUUUAUAAUCGGGGCUGAGCCAGGAAGACCAUGGUGGAACAGGGCCAAACAUCGUUGGCGGGACAGAGGUUAGGGGCACCAGAGACUCUGGGGAUCAGCACCCUGGAGCCCGGACACAAACCACCUGCUAUGCCACCUGGACGCCUGGUGCCCAUCAGAGUCGUGCUGCUGGAUGACUCAGAAGAGAUCUUCGACAUAUCACACCGAGCAUCGGGCCGGGUUCUGUUCGAUAUGGUCUGCUUGCAUCUGAAUCUAAUUGAGGGCGAUUACUUUGGCCUGGAGUUCCAGAGCCACCACAGAAAAACGGUUUGGCUGGAUUUACUAAAGCCCAUUAGAAAGCAGAUCACACGGCCCAAGCACACCGUCCUUCGGUUUGUUGUGAAAUUCUUCCCUCCUGAUCAUUCGCUGCUGUUGGAGGAGCUGACCAGGUACUUGUUUGCGCUGCAGGUGAGGCAGGAUCUGGCCAGCGGACGUCUCACGUGUAGCGACGCCAGCGCUGCUCUUUUGGUCUCUCAUAUCAUCCAGUCUGAGAUUGGGGAUUUUGAAGAAACUCAGUGUAGACAGCAUCUACUUAACACCAACUACAUCCCUGACCAGAUGGCCCUGAUGGACAAAAUCAUGGAGUUUCACCAUAAACACAUUGGACAGACGCCAGCAGAGUCAGAUUACCGGUUGCUGGAGGUGACGUGCAGGUUGGAGAUGUACGGCAUCCGACUCCAUCCUGCUAAAGACAGAGAAGGAACCAAACUCAGUCUGGCUGUAGCACACGGCGGCGUCCUCGUGUUUCAGGGACACAACAGGAUCAACAACUUCAACUGGUCUAAAAUCCGCAAGCUGAGUUUCAAGAGAAGGAGGUUCCUUAUCAAACUAAGAGCAGAUCCUAGUGAGAAUGUUAAUCACGAUACUCUAGAGUUCUUGAUGGCGAGUCGGGACUACUGUAAAAUGUUUUGGAAGGUCUGUGUGGAAUAUCACGCCUUCUUCAGACUCUUUGAGGAGCCCAGACCCAAACCCAAACCGGUGCUGUUCAGCCGGGGCUCUUCCUUCAGGUUCAGUGGUCGGACACAGAAGCAGGUGAUAGAUUACGUGAAGGAAAAUGAGUUUAAAAAACUGCCCUUUGAUAGGAAACAUAGUCGAGUGCAGUACAACAGCAGUCUGUCACCUCUGCGAUCUGCAAAGCACCAAGUGCCAAAUCAAGCUGUCAAGCAGAGCUGGGAGGGCUCAUUUUUAGUAAGCUCAGAAGAUUCUGCGAUAAUAAGACCAUGUGGAAACUCCUCUCCAUCGACUCAGCGCAACGGAUGCAGUGACCAAACGUACACCAUUCAGGAGGACAGCAGAAGCCUGGCAGCCAAGCAGCAGCCCGUUGAUCAAGCAGAAGUGACGUGUGCUUUAGUUAACGGUCACGCUGAUGACUGUAGAGGAGCGACGCCGUCUCCUCUCAUCUCCCCCAUGCUGAAUGAGACUGGUGCCAUACGCACUGAUGAUGAGGAGGACAACAGGAGGAAGAACUGUCCCGCUGAUAAUGCAUACUGCAUUGCUAAAGAGUUGCUGUGCACUGAGAGGACAUACCUGAAGGACCUGGAGCUGAUCACAGUGUCAUUUCAGGCAGUGUUGGAUAAAGAGGAGUGUGUUCCUGACACUCUGAAGACACUGUUGACUUCCACCUAUGAGCCGCUACAUUCCCUCCACACACACUUCCUCCAGGAGCUCGAGGAGAGACUGUCUCUGUGGGAAGGCCCAUGCAAUACGGAGGUUAAAGGUGAAAUGCAGCGUAUAGGAGACCUGCUGCUGAAGAGCGCACAUGAGCUGAAGGCUCUCUCAGCUCAGCUGCAGAUGAUCUCAGAGUGUGUGUUUGCUCUGGAGAGAGCAUGUGUCGCGUCCCGGAGGCUGGAGUUUGUGUGCCGUGAGUUUGAGCUGCAGAAGGUGUGUUACAUUCCUCUAAACGUCUUUCUGCUGAGUCCCCUCCAUCGCCUGCUGCACUACAGACAGAUACUAGACAGACUCUGCAAGCACUACCUGCCGACACACAACGACUACAGCGACUGCAGAGCUGCUUUGGAUGGUGUGUGUGAACUGGAAGCUGCUCUUCAUACUGGUCUGGAGCAGAUUGAGAACUAUCAGAAGCUCCUGGAGCUUCAGAAGGAUUUGAUUGGAGUUGAGCAUCUGGCCGUGGCUGGACGUCAGCUCAUCAGACUGGGCUGCCUCAGCAAACUCUCUGGGAAAGGCCUCCAACAGCGCAUGUUCUUUCUAUUCAAUGACGUUCUGUUGUACAGCACUCGAGCGAUAACAUCAGCCAAUCAGUUUACAGUGCACAGACAACUUCCUCUGCGCGGCAUGACAAUCCGCGAGAGUGAGGACGAGUGGGGCGUCCCGCACUCCUUCACACUGAUGGUACAGCAGCAGUCACUGGUGGUCGCCGCAUGUUCAGAGUCAGAAAUGGAGAAAUGGAUGGAGGAUUUGAAGAUGGCGGUUGACAUGGCUGAAGAGUGUAAUGGACUGACCGCUGACCUGCUGUCUGCUAGCAAGGAUGUCAAAUCCUCAGGGGCGUCUGAAGUGGAGUCAGAGGAUGAUCUUUGUGGAUCUCGGAUGUCUUUGCCUCGAAAUGGCAACAAUUCAGGAAACACUCUUAACCGCGGGAACACGACAGCCCAUGUGUGCUGGCAUCGCAACACCAGUGUCUCCAUGCUGGACUUCAGCAUCGCCAUAGAGAACCAGCUCUCAGGAAAUCUGCUCAGAAAGUUUAAGAACAGCAACGGCUGGCAGAAACUCUGGGUGGUUUUCACCAACUUCACCUUGUUCUUCUACAAAACACACGAGGAUGAGUAUCCUCUGGCCAGUCUGCCAUUGUUGGGUUACUCUGUUACACAUGCCGGAGAGUCGGAAAACAUCCAUAAAGAUCACGUCUUCAAACUGCAUUUCAAAUCUCAUAUCUACUACUUCAGGACGGACAGUGAAUACUUUUUCGAAAGAUGGAUGACGGUGAUCCGAAGUGCUACAGUCUCUGCCAGCAGAACCCGCUAUCUGAACCGUACAGAACCGGACUGAACCACAGAGAACCUGCCAUUUGAACCAGACCGAAUACCACAGAAACUGCCAUCAGACCUGGACAGAAAAAAACAUAAACCAACAGACCCAUGCAGGCAUAUAGGGAGCAACCAUCUGUGUGUGUGUGUGUGUGUGUGUGUGUGUGUGUGCUUUUAUGACAACGUCACUUUUUUUGUGACUGAAUUUUUUUUUAAUAGCAUAGUUUCAUAGUAUGAAAUUAAAGGGGAAUGUCACCAUUUCACUUCUGAGCCUUUAAAUAGACACCAUUGAGUUCAAAUGUCAGCCUCAGGCAAGGUUUUUUUUUUUUGUUUGUUUUUUUUUUGCAUUAUGUGUUUCAUAAAAUGGCCCUCAAAUACUGAAAAGUGCUACUGUGUGUUCACAGGAUGUGUUCGUGUUGGGUGAGAAUAGGACAAAGGUUAACUGGGGUUUGUUAUAAGGCCUAUUUAUAGCAUGUGUUGACAUACUAAAGUCUUGAUCUUGAGAAACUAAAAGGAAAAGUGUUAAUAAAGGCUCAGAGAUGAAAAGAGGUGGAAUUCCCCUUUAACCUCAUGGCAUUCCUCAUAAACACACAGGUGCUUUUUAAUGUUUGCGCUUUGUCCUCUAGUGUAAAAAAAACAAACAUGAAAAAUCAUUUCCUGCAUUUUUUAACUGGGCUUUUACAGAAUCUCAUUUUGUAAAUGAUAUUUAAUUGUAAGCGUAAGCCGUAAGUGUCACUUGCUGCCUUUAAAAGGAGGCAGAUCCAUUUCAGUGCCAUGGUUUUUAUAGUACAGAUUUCAAUGUUUUAGACUUUGUUUCUAUCAGCUGAAAUCAUGUUGGGUGCCAGAAGCCAAUGUGCCAAAAUCAUGAUGGGUAUUUCUGUUUGUUUCCAUUUUGGACUGAAUAAUGUAAAAGCAUGGCAAAUUUGGGACUUAAAGGCAAGUUAUAAAAUACAUUUAGUCAACAUUCAUCAACCGAAACUUAUAUUUAUAGAUUUCAAGUGCCAUUAAGAUUAUAAAACACAAAAAGUAAUUUAUACUAUGUUUGUUUCCAUCACCAUGUAAAAUUUGAUAAUGAAGAAAGGAUAUUUUAUUAUUCAAGGUUGUAAGAAUAUUGACCCCCCUCACUGUCAUUUUAGAAAAAAUAAUUUUUCACAAAACUAAGACAAAUUCACCCAUAGGCAGCACCGUAUAACCCACAACUGCAUAAUACAGGGUAGUUUAGUCCACAGGGGAGGUAAAGCUUUAAAAUCUGCAGAUAAACAUGUUUUAGUUGCCUAUGGCCAAAACACUUCUAAAAUGAAUGGAAAAAGACAAAGAGAGAGAGUUUAUUGGAAAUGAAAGCAAUAAAACCUCAUUCCAGAGAG
Carassius auratus (goldfish) is the source of this 4558-nucleotide messenger RNA. RefSeq names its product FERM, ARHGEF and pleckstrin domain-containing protein 1. NCBI's taxonomy places the organism in Eukaryota, Metazoa, Chordata, Actinopteri, Cypriniformes, Cyprinidae. Gene Ontology annotation, molecular function: guanyl-nucleotide exchange factor activity; cytoskeletal protein binding. The record is from RefSeq and is a predicted model, not a curated record. Gene Ontology annotation, cellular component: cytoskeleton. The transcript is spliced from 26 exons. The coding region runs from base 205 to 3216 and encodes 1003 amino acids.